Anthonomus grandis grandis is the source of this 4021-nucleotide messenger RNA. RefSeq names its product serologically defined colon cancer antigen 8 homolog. Gene Ontology annotation, cellular component: centriole; centrosome. The coding region runs from base 1096 to 3567 and encodes 823 amino acids. The transcript has 12 exons. The record is from RefSeq and is a predicted model, not a curated record. Gene Ontology annotation, biological process: tube formation; establishment of cell polarity; centrosome cycle. NCBI's taxonomy places the organism in Eukaryota, Metazoa, Arthropoda, Insecta, Coleoptera, Curculionidae.
GAGUCAAAGGUGAUACCAAGAUCAGUAAUUUGUUCUAAUCUACUCAAAAUAGUAUCAUUAAUAAAGUAAUCAAAAUUUAAGGGUGUUUUUGAUCUAGAGUAACUGACCACACUACAUUUAGCCGCAUUCAAGCCUAACCUGUUAACAGCGCACCAUACCUCCAAUGUAUUUAUGCAGUUCUGAAGAAAAACACAAUCCUCCAAUCCAUAUACAUUUAAAUAUAGCUUCAAAUCAUCGGCAAAAGCCAGCCUAUGACAAGUGAGUGACUCAAUCAAGUCAUUUAUAAAAAAACUAAACAGGAGCGGACAUAGGUUCAAGCCUUGUGGCACACCCGACGUUACGUUAAAAAAUUUCGAUUUAAAGCCCUCAUAUUCGAACUGAAUACCUGAGUGUAAAAUAUGGGUAUUUAUUGGAUAAAAUGAAAAAGUUAAACGCAAUAAAAAGUUUAAGAAUGGAUUUCGACCUAUAGACGCCUGGUCACACAAAUUAGAUUAGCUAUCAUCUUCUUGAAGGAUUGCACCUACCUUCCAGAUACUUCGUAUAACACAAACAAAAUAGCUUAUAAUCCAUUCUGUUUUAUAAAGUAAAUAAAAAUAUAAUAAAUCUUCAUUCUUUCCGUUGCAGCAAGAAACAUAAUUAUUUUCCAAAUCUGGUUUUUUAAAUAUCAUAAAACUGCGGUUUUACUAUUUUUUAACGUCAAUAAACCUAAUAUUUUUGUAACAUUUUAUAAAAAUAUUAUAAGAAUGAUAAUACCAGGGUACAGUUUUACACUAACUCGUUUCUAUGGCAACCUCCUUAGAUAACUUUAUCGAAAAAACAUAUUUGAUUGUCAGCACGCAGGAUCGCAUGCUUCUUAGCAUUAGAGGUGGAUAUUUGAUGAAUUUGAGAAAAGGUCUAAAGACAAUACUUUAUUAAUUGUAAUUUUUUGUGAAAAAAUGUACAAACUAACAUGCAACGUAAGUAUUGAUUAAGUUAGUAGUAAAUACAAACAUAAGUGGACAAGGGGGAAAAAAUCAUUAAAACUUAAUUAGCAUUUUCUGCUGGUCAACGGGGCCUUAAACUAUCAGUCUAUUAAAGUCAACUACCCAACCAAAAAUGGAUAUCAGAAGGAAGCCGGAUUAUGCAGAUACAGCCUAUCGUGAAGCAGUAGGUCGAUUGAGGAUACUCAUGGCUGAAAGUUACAUACCAACUAGAAGGAUUUAUGGUUCCUCCAGACCAAUAAGAGAAUUAGAUAGCGCUGGCGAAGAAACAGAUAAUCAGUCAAUUCUAAGUGGCGCAAGCAGAACUUCAAGAAGGCCUCAUUAUAAUUAUAGUUUUAAUCCCAUUACCCCCAAAAAGUAUUAUUAUCCACCAUUAAAAAGCAAUGUGGGAACGUUGCGGAGUGAAUCUGUUGUUGAGAAAUCCCUACCUCAUCAGGAGCCAUCAAAGGUGGAACUACAUCCUACCGCUGCACCUCCGGAACUAAUGUCUUUUAUUGAAAGACAAGAAGAUUACAUUGAGCAGCUCGAAAAAGAAUCGAGAUUUUGCCGGGACGAAUUAUCUUCCUUGCUGUCCAAAGUAAAAGAUGUCAUCAGCGAAAAUGAGAAUUUACACGAAAGACAAAAAUCUAAACUGAUUAAGUCCGUAUUUGAACACUUGGAAACCGAGACAGAAACCGAGACCGACUUAGAAUUAGGGGACAAACAUAAGUCCCCGAAGAAAAUUAAAAAAACCCGAAUUAUGGAUGGACCGGCAAUAGUGUUUGAAUCGCGAAUUUCGGAAUUGGAAGCGCAGCUAACGCAAGCAAAAAUCGACCUGAAAAAAGCACAAGAAGAGAAUGAACAACUAAGAAAAAAGAUGUCGGAAGGCACUUUAUUGGAAGGAAAUAGUUACGAGAAUUUUAAGCGUCAACUUGAUAACUGCAACAGGGAAAAAGAAGAACUUUUAACUAAACUAAAAGCUCUUCAGUCAGCCCUGGCCACCCUAAGAAACAAGGAGAACGACACUUGUGAUCAGGUAAAAAGAAGCUUAGACGUUGCUGAGCAAGCUCAAUAUGAAAAAAAUGCCGCUGAGUUGGAAAUUCGAAGACUCAAAGACGAAUUAGAGCGACAGCAUAUGAAGUUGAGGGAUACUAUUGCUGACCAGAGUCGUAGAGUAUCAGAUGAAAGAUCCGCAGUUGAACGACGUUAUUCUCAGCAAAUUGAGCAGCUGACUGCUGAAGUCGGUGUUCAAUGGGAAACUACUAACAAACUUCAACUUGAACUAGACAAGCAAAGAAGAGAAAAUGCUGACCUAAGAAGGGAAUGUACCCAAAAACAGGCUUUAAUUGACGAACUGAAAAAGGACAUGCAGACCAAAAUACUUACCCUGCAGUCAGAUAUUGGAGUCACUGGGGCAGAAAAGAGUGCUCUUGAACAACAAAUUUCUUCUUUAAAUAUGGCCAAUGAAAGAACUGAACGACAGUACAAACAGGAGAUUACAAGACUUCAAGCAGAGAUACAAUCUUUGAGGCAAAGAAUGGAUAGAGCCGAUGCUGACUUGAUUCAUAGUAGAAGAGAGAAUAUUCGGUUAAAUGAACAAGUGGCCGCUCUAGAGAAAGAAAUAAACCUUAAUACUGCCCUCAACGAAGAGCGUACCAAGUCAGUAACUCCAAGAUCAGGAGAAAUUAUGGCUUUACCUCCUCCAACUCCCAAAAAGGAGGAGCGUGAUAAAGAACUGGGUUCCCUAUUACAGGAUAUGGAAAACAGACAUGCGGCCACAGUAGCCGAGCUAGAGAACAUGAUCCACUCCCAAAAUCAACUCAUGGACAAAUUAUCAUCGGAAUGUCAUGCUCUCACACGGAAACUUGAGGAUUCGAGCCACAAGCAUAAGGAGGAAAUACGGGAACUACAAACUAGCUUAGAUCGAUUAAACAAUAGGUUUAGUCAGACACAAUAUUCCACGAUGAAUUUACCAGCAGAAGAUCAACAUGCAACAAAUACUCAAAGAACACUUCCCGCAUCACAAGCCACCCCUACUGCAUCAUUCCAGGAGCCCCAGAACCUCAAAAAGUCAGAAAGCAAGUCAUCUAUCAAAAUGCGCAGCCGAAUGUCCUCAAGACAAGCUAGUCAAGAACAGCUACCGCUAACUCUAUCUACUACAGCUGCUCCAACUCAGCAAUAUUCAUCGCAAUAUCAAGAAGAACCUAUUGAACAACAAUAUCCGCAGCAAUCUAACGAAGGAAAUCAGCCUCAAUAUGAUUCUAACACUCCAUACGCUCCCGAACAAUACCAUCCCGAAUAUAUUUCGGAACCCGGACAGUCUUAUGACACUUCUGAUCCAAAUCAACAGUAUGAUGACAGUCAAUAUCAAUAUGAUCCUAACGUUCAGUACGAUCAGCAAUACGACUUAAAUCAGCAAUAUGAUCCUAAUCAAUCUUACGUUGACGAGGGUCAAUAUAUUCAGGAUCAAAAUCAGUACUAUGCAGAUCAAGGCCAAAGCUAUAGUCAGCCUCAAAAUGCACCGCUAACUGCACCAAUUUCAAAAUCUCAAACUAAUGUGGAUACCAGUAGAAGAGCAAGCGAAGUUGAAUCGCCUAAUAAAACAUAAAUUUUACUUUUAAAAAUUGUAAGGUGGAUGGCAUCAUUGCUGCCUUCAAAAAUCUUCCUUAAUAAUAAGAAAGAUAUACAUGAAGUUUAUUAAAAAUAUUUGGGAGCUUAUCAGGUCUAAAUAGAUACAAAGGGCAGCAUUUUCUGAAUCAAUAUAUCUAACAAUUUAGCCAUAGUAUAAAUGGGGUUACAGAUCAUAAGUAUUUUUCAUUUAUAUUAUCAUUUAUUUCAUUGCAUCUAAAAAGACAUAUCUGCUGUAAAGUUAUGCUAUAUCUAACAUUCCGCCUGUGUUACUGCCUUACAUACCAGGUGUUGCAAGCAAGCAACCAUCAAAGUAUCCCUCGACAAGAAGAAUAAACAAUCCAGUAUCAUUUGUAUUUAGCUCCAUACGUGUAUCUUGUGAAGUUGUAAUUCGUAAGUUAUUUUAAUGUGCAAUAAAAGUAUAUAAGAAUAUA